Molecule: messenger RNA, 1408 nt
Organism: Prunus dulcis (almond)
Lineage: Eukaryota; Viridiplantae; Streptophyta; Magnoliopsida; Rosales; Rosaceae
Exons: 8
Coding region: 36-650 (204 amino acids)
Biological process (GO): GPI anchor biosynthetic process
Cellular component (GO): endoplasmic reticulum membrane
Source: RefSeq, a predicted model, not a curated record
CUUUCCCCUUGAAGCAGCACAAACGAAAAACAAGAAUGAAGCCGAAGAAGAACAAAGAGAUGGCCGUUAAAGCUUCCUCAAGAUCAAUAUCUGCUACAGAGGCACUGGUUGUCCAUCUGAUUUGUGGCUUAGGAUUAGCUGUAGCUUUUUGGGUGGCCCACAAUGUCCACUCCAUCAACCUCACCACCCAUCCUUCUCAUACCCUUCGUCUGAUCUGCGUUUUUGAGUGCCCAAUUGUGAUUCUUCUUUACAGCCGGUAUAGGAAGGACCGUGAACGAUGCUCCUAUUUGAAAGCUGUAGGACGUGGCCUACUGGGACUUCCUGCUGGGGCUCUGGUAAAUACAUUGGGAGCAAUUGCCUUGGGUGCACCCGCUGGAAUCCAGUAUCUACCAAAGACCAUUAACUGGUCUCUAGUGAUGUCAUUGUUCACUAUUGUGCCUGCAGCUUCUGUUUUUGGUUCAUCAUGGAUGGAUUGGCAACGCAUAUUUGCAUGUACAAAAGCUAUUGACCCUGUAGAUUAUAUGAUUUGUAUACCAGCACAUGGAGUUAUUAUUGGUGCUUGGUUUGGAGCUUUUCCAAUGCCGCUUGACUGGGAACGCCCAUGGCAGUUUGGCAGCCUUCUGACACCAAUGCAAACUGGCAAACCUUGAGAGCCAUUAAUGUGCUUGACAGUGUUACAAGCUUAAUACAUUUGUAUACAGUUCCAUUUUCUUGACUAGUGUUCUUUAGGCAUACCUGCCUCUGAAUGAAAAAAUUUCUUUUAAUGUUUCAUCUUCAGAAAGGUUAAUGUUGUCUAAACUUCCGUUAAGUCUUGAUCUGAGUGGGAGUCGCUAUAGGUGAUGAAUUGGAAGAACUUACUAUUUCCCAAAUCGCGCUUCUUAAUUAAAAAUAUGGUAAAAUAUAGAUUUUAUGGAACAUUGUGGUUGCUUAAUAACUGAAAACAGAAAAUAGGAUUAGAUAUGGUUUCAAAAAUGAUAAGAUUAAGAUCUUCUUUUCACCUCCCUUCCUAAUCCCUGACAAGUCCUUACUCUUAUAUACUCUAGUGAGUAAGGCUGCUCAAGGAUUGGGUGAGUUGGGAUUUGGACUCGAACACCAUCCAGACCAAUUUUAUUGGGUUGAAUAGAGGCCACCAUGUUCCUAACUGAAAGAGUUUCUCAACCCAAGCCUAUCCAAUCCACCGAUUUUGGGUUGUAUUGUAAACUUGUUAUCACAAGUUCACAACCACGUGCUGGAGGCUCCCUUCAGAUUUAAAGGCAGUGAUUCCAAAGUCUAUGAAAGCCAGGAAGCCAUGGAUGGCAGGGGAUUUUUGGAAAGACUUAACGGAAGAAAUGAAUAAGUAGCAUGAUAAAUUGAUUCAGCAGCUAUUUGUUAUAUAUUGUGCAUGGUGAACUUCAAUGGUUUACCACCG